AUGCCGGUCAUGGAGAAGCUGCGGAAGAAGAUGAAGCAGGCCCGGAAGGAGUUAAGCCGGACAGGGAAGGUGGCCGAUCUGCUGGUUCGGGUUGCCAAGAAGGUGCUCCCGGAGAACAGUGAACUCACCUUCUGGAGCUUCUCCAAGCAGCUGCAGAUGAUGUGCAGCAAGUACCUGGGGCUGAGCUCCGGAGGCAAGGCUGCCAGACCCCAGUGCGGCCCCGAGGAGGAGCAGCAGGUCCAGCAGGAGAGCAGCGAUGCCCCAGCAGGCCCACGGGACGAGAUCCCUGUGCCCCAGGAGCGCCUGUCCAUGGAGUGGCAGUGGGUGCUCCCAAUCGGCGCGGGACUGGAGAACCUCGGGAACACAUGUUUCCUUAACUCCACCGUGCAGUGCCUCACGUACACCCCACCGCUCACUAACUACCUGCUUUCCAAGGAGCACUGCUGCACCUGUGACCAAGGCAGCUUCUGCAUGAUACGUAUCAUGCAGAACCACGUGGCUCAGGCUUUUGCCAACAGUGGGAGCGUGAUAGAGCCAAUGGACUUUGUCCAAAACCUCAAAAAGAUCGCUGGGCACAUGUGCUUUGGUCAGCAGGAGGACGCGCAUGAAUUCCUGCGUUACACCAUUGCCGCUAUGCAGGAGUCCUGCCUGAGUGGCUGCGCCAGGUUGGAUUGUGAGACCCAGGCAACGACAUUGGUCCACCGGAUCUUUGGUGGCUCCCUGCGAUCCCGUGUGGAGUGUGCUGCGUGCAGUCGCAUCUCGGACACGUACGAGCCUUUCCUGGACCUGGCACUGGAGAUCUGGGAAGCCCGAGACCUACGGGAUGUGCUGCAGCUGUUUGUUAAGCCCGACCUGCUGGGUGGGGAGAACUCCUACCUGUGCACAGGAUGCAACAACAGAGUGUCAGCAACAAAACGCUUCAGCAUCGACCAAGCCUCCAAUGUUCUCACAAUCUCACUGAAGCGGUUCUCCUUCUAUGAGGAGGAGAAAAUCACAAAGGCAGUGCCGUACCCCGAGUUCCUCAACAUCCGCCCGUACAUGUCAGAGAACAAGGGGGAUCCUGUAAUGUAUGGGCUCUAUGCAGUGCUGGUACACUCUGGGUCCAGUUGCCAAGAGGGGCACUACUACUGCUAUGUGAAGGCCAGCAAUGGGCAGUGGUACAAGAUGGAUGACGACAUGGUCAGCUGCAGUAACAUCAAAGUAGUGCUGAACCAGCAGGCCUACCUACUCUUCUAUGUGAGACUCACUGGCCCAGGGAAGAGCUUGGACAGUCCCAUUGCCACAGCUGUCUCCAAGCUGACUGGCUCCGAGGACACUGUCUCCAAAGAGGCAAAGAGAAUUGUGAGCCACAGGCCCCUGUUCCCAUCACUGGUGAGUCCUGGAGGCUGCUCUUGGGCAGUGCUCAACAGGGAGGAGCCCAGUCCGGUCACCACUGGCUCCUUCGCAAAGAAGAGGCAGCACGAGGCAGGCAGCAGCCUCGGUGCUCCAGCGCUCGAGGAGGAGGUCUCUGUCCCAUUCAAGAAGAAGAAGAAGGGACUUUUCACUGAGGAGGCCUCAGCGUCCGUGGUGGGGCUGGAGGCAGCAGGUCCCAGCCGUGAUGGGGAGGCGCUGGACUUGCAGGCCCUGAAGAGCUGGCACCUGCCAUCCAUCCUAUCCAGAAAGAGGAUUGGCUGCUCUGCAGACAGGUGGAGGGGGCAAAGUUUUACCUCCAGCUCCUCCCUGCUCAGGACAGGCACCUCGGGAGCAGACAGCCAGGCUGGAGCGGGGCACAGUCAGUGCCCUGCUGCCCAAAGGCCUGCACGUGACCGUGGGACUGGCACAGCACCAACAACGCAGCUGGAGCCCACCACUGGCUCCUUCGCUAAGAAGAGGCGGCACGAGGCAGGCAGCAGCCUCAGUGCUCCAGCGGUCGAAGAGGAGAUCUCUGUCCCACCCAAGAAGAAGCAGAGACUUCCCUUGCUGCAGGGGCCACAGAGUCCCGGAAGGGUCCCGAGGAAGCAGGUCCCAGCCGUGACGGGGAGGCGCCCAAAAUAA
Molecule: messenger RNA, 2034 nt
Organism: Melopsittacus undulatus (budgerigar)
Lineage: Eukaryota; Metazoa; Chordata; Aves; Psittaciformes; Psittaculidae
Product: ubiquitin carboxyl-terminal hydrolase 36
Exons: 13
Coding region: 1-2034 (677 amino acids)
Biological process (GO): regulation of apoptotic process; protein deubiquitination
Cellular component (GO): nucleus; cytosol
Molecular function (GO): cysteine-type deubiquitinase activity
Source: RefSeq, a predicted model, not a curated record